Messenger RNA from Anolis carolinensis (green anole), 1712 nucleotides. RefSeq names its product U2 small nuclear RNA auxiliary factor 1 (gene u2af1). Gene Ontology annotation, molecular function: pre-mRNA 3'-splice site binding; metal ion binding. Bases 117 to 845 code for a protein of 242 amino acids. Gene Ontology annotation, cellular component: spliceosomal complex; U2AF complex. The record is from RefSeq and is a predicted model, not a curated record. NCBI's taxonomy places the organism in Eukaryota, Metazoa, Chordata, Lepidosauria, Squamata, Anolidae. Gene Ontology annotation, biological process: mRNA splicing, via spliceosome. The transcript is spliced from 8 exons.
CCCAGCCUUCCAGAGAUUUGGGAGGCGUGGCGGGCGUUUUCCGUCGCUCGCGGAUGACGUGUUAGGAGAGAGCCGAGGGGGUCCGGCGGGCGGCCGGGCAGGGCGGGCGGCGAGAAAUGGCGGAGUAUCUGGCCUCCAUCUUCGGGACCGAGAAAGACAAAGUGAACUGUUCUUUUUAUUUCAAAAUUGGGGCAUGCCGUCAUGGAGAUCGUUGUUCUCGGUUGCACAAUAAGCCAACAUUUAGUCAGACCAUUGCCCUCUUGAACAUUUACCGUAACCCUCAAAACUCUUCCCAGUCUGCUGACGGUUUGCGCUGUGCUGUGAGCGAUGUUGAAAUGCAAGAACAUUAUGAUGAAUUCUUUGAGGAAGUCUUCACAGAAAUGGAAGAAAAAUAUGGUGAAGUAGAAGAGAUGAAUGUCUGUGACAACCUUGGAGAUCAUCUAGUUGGAAACGUAUAUGUAAAGUUUCGACGUGAAGAAGAUGCAGAAAAGGCUGUGAUUGACCUAAACAAUCGAUGGUUUAAUGGGCAGCCAAUUCAUGCUGAGCUCUCCCCUGUGACAGAUUUCAGAGAAGCGUGUUGCCGCCAGUAUGAAAUGGGUGAGUGCACCCGAGGAGGUUUCUGUAACUUCAUGCAUUUGAAACCCAUUUCUCGAGAAUUGAGACGUGAGCUGUAUGGCCGCCGUCGUAAGAAGCAUAGAUCCAGGUCAAGAUCCCGUGAGCGUCGCUCUAGAUCCAGAGAUCGUGGCCGUGGAGGCGGCGGAGGAGGAGGAGGAGGAGGAGGAGGCGGUGGCCGAGAGCGCGAUAGAAGGCGGUCAAGAGAUCGUGAAAGAUCUGGGAGAUUCUGAGCCAUGGCAUUUCUAUCUUGUCUGUUAGAAAGUGUUGUAGUUGAUUGACCAAACAAGUUCAUAAUGACAAUUUUUUUAAAAAAGAUGGGCUUCUGAAUAAAAAUUUGUAGUGAUACAGUUUUCUUUGCGUAACUGAUUUCUUAUGGAAAAGGUAUUUUAAUUUCCCUGACUGAAUGACUGAGGUAAUAAUUACAAUGUAUUACAGAUGAGCAGGUUUUUACAUUUAGGUAUGACUGAAAUUAUUAAUGUAUAUAAUAUUAAAAUAUUAUAUAUUAUAUACAUUAAAUAAUGCUUUAGGAGUUACAUGUUUAAGUUUCCCUCUUCCGUUAUGCUGUCUGCUUAUUUAGGUUAGCUUAGGCACAGCCUUAAAAAGCUGUGCAAGGAGGAUUUCUUUACUCAGUCAAAAUGCUUAGUCGCAUAUAUCUGUAUGUUACUAAGAAGUCUGUGCUCUGUGAAUGUGGCAUUUACAAUAAAUCCAAUUUUUGACUUAAAAUUUAAAGCCUAUUUUCUAAGUGCUCCUGAGUAGUUGCUACUCCCAGCUGUAUCAAAAUUCACAAGGUAGUCCCCAUAUUUUUUCUUACUUCGUUUUGACAAAUGCCUUAUUACAAUUGUGUGGGUGCCAUCAUAACAAGCUAGCUAGAAAUUUUAAAGGUGGAUAUUGACUCUAAAUUGUUGAUGGAUUAAAAGUGGGACUAAUCUAGCUGUGGUUCAACAAAGACUCUUAUUUCACCUUUGCAAAUAGGUCCACAAGAAUUGCUAGUGCACUUAAAAUUCAAACCUUUGGCUGUUUUUAUUUUAUGACUUUAUCAGCCUUCAAUAGAUUGAUUUACUGACCUUUUAUUAAAAUAAACAAUAAUUUAAAACUCA